AUGGCAUUAGGAGACGCUGCACUCGACUGGAAGCGAAUAUGUCGCAACGUUCAGGUCGAACGAAAGUCUCUGAAGUACGGAUCCGAAAAUCACGAGUGCGAGGUUCGGUGGCGAUAUCGAGAAGAUACUGGCAUCUCGCUGCGAACAGUCUAUCACUCUAGCCAAGACGGGAAGCUUCGAACAUGGACUGAACAGCACUUUCCUGCUACCGGGCCAGCGAUACCCUUGACUACUACGUAUGUUGACGGUGCAGUAUCUGUCGAUUUUCCGCGCAGCUCGUUCGGGAAACUCAACAAGCAGUAUGUUGACAUCAAGUACACGUUCAUUGGCCACGAAUCAGCAAACAGAUUCCAGACCUUGUUGUACACCAACAACGGUGCCGACUCUGCUAAUCUCGAAUUCGAUCGACCCAUAUUGAGCAUAUCCUCGGAUCACAAUCCGACUGAAUGUCGUGGAAGAAAUUUGCGGCUGUGGCGGCGUACCGAGACGCAUCUAGCGGAUGGUGGGCUCGUUACGUCUGAGGUCUUGAUCCUGCUGUUUUACACGAGCGCAUUGGAAGAGGAUGGGCACUGGGUCGAGGAGCCGCACUACGCAUUCGAAUGGCUCACGGAGUCGGUCUAUAAGAAAGACAGUGACAAGCUUACGCUUCUCUUCUCAAAAGACGCACCGCGUUGGGCGACUGAUAAGCUUUUCAAACGCCGCAAGUCAUCCACACAGACGGAUUUCGAAGCAGCGAAUCCGUCUCGCAAGAAACGCAACGACUCUAUGGAAAUGCUACGGUUUUCUCGAUCAGACAGCGUUACUUCAGGGUCGUUGAGCGGCUCGCCGAUUCCUUUGAAAGAUAUAUCGGGAGGUGGUGGUGGUUUCUCGAGGGCUGCUAAUCUGAAUCGGUUUGGGUAUUCGGCGUUAGAGAUCAAGUUCCAGAGCAGGAAGGACAGGAUGGCGUUCUUAGACAUCUGGAAACAGUACGUCAAGCCGCUGAGUGUGUCCUGA
Messenger RNA from Alternaria incomplexa, 993 nucleotides. RefSeq lists its product as uncharacterized. The coding region runs from base 1 to 993 and encodes 330 amino acids. The transcript has a single exon. The record is from RefSeq and is a predicted model, not a curated record. NCBI's taxonomy places the organism in Eukaryota, Fungi, Ascomycota, Dothideomycetes, Pleosporales, Pleosporaceae.